CAGUGUGCGUUAAAAACACGUGUUGCAGCGGAAAGUCUAGAGUUCACCAAAGCUGCGAGGGUGUCUUGUGGGAUCGCCAAAAACGAAUUACAAGACUAUGCCAUCCUACGCGCUAAAUCAGUUUAUUGACCUGGAUGACGUCUUGUGCAAGCACCUUUUGAAUCUCGAUCUCCGAGGGCCAGCAAAGAUCACGCCACAUGCUGCCGUUGGACACAGAAAGCCUGACAGUCCCUGCACACCAUCCUCCAGCGGUUCAGGACUUUCUCUCGACAGCAUGGAGAGUGGAUCCGUAAACCCAAGCUACUGGGGCUCCCAGAAAGUCUCAUCUCAGUCGAAGUGGAUCAAGACUCCAUUCUGGUCUGAGCGCUCCGUAAGCAUGGUUGAGGGGAACACCGGAAGUCUGGGUUGGUCGUCUGCCGAACCUGAUCAUGUAAGUCAGCCUUUGGGUACAUCAGGCGCGGGGUCUCUCUCCAGCUCCACGUCAUCGAUCUCAGCCACCUCGUCCCGCUACAAGACAGAACUAUGCCGCACGUUUGCCGAAAGGGGGGUGUGCAAAUACGGUGCCAAAUGUCAGUUCGCCCAUGGGCCCGAAGAACAGCGUGACCUCAACCGCCACCCCAAGUAUAAGACUGAGCCCUGUCGCACUUUCCAUUCCAUUGGCUUCUGUCCCUACGGCAUCCGUUGCCAUUUUGUGCACAACGCUGAAGAUGAUCAAAUGCACAACUGCCCCCACGCAACCAAUAGGGCGGUCCAGCGUCCUCCCCUCCUCAAACAAAGCUUUAGCUUCUCUGGGUUCCCCACAACUCACCAGCCCCUUGACGCCCCGCUCUCCACCAACUCCUUCCUCCGGGCUCCUUCCGUCUCCACUCCGACCUCCACCACCAUCACCGACCUCCUGUCUCUGGCCUUCCCGGACAUAGAUCCCAGCACUCUUCUGGAGCAAGCCAGGGACAUCAACCCUCACUUCUUGCCAUCUCCAGAUUCCGGGUGCUCAAACUCUGGACUGUCUCCCACCCAGCUACUUCCCUCCCAGACUGAUGCCUGCUUGAGACAAAGCCCCACCGGCGGCGCAUCUCUAGGCCUCAGGAGCUUGUCUCAUACUUCGCUCUCAGACCACGAGGGUGGCAGCUGCAGCUCGUCCAGUAGCAUGAGCGGCUCAGAGUCCUCCUUCGGACAAGAUGUUAGUGGGCGCAGGCUUCCCAUCUUUAGCCAGCUGUCGGUACCUGAUGAUGUCAUAUACAGUGAGAGUAGCAACUCCAGCACGAGCUUCUUCCUCUAGAUGCCUUCAAGCCUCAAAGGGACUGAACUGUAUACUGUGUUAUACCUACUGUAAUAUAUGACCAAUACUUGACAUUUUAGUUAAGCUCAGAGUGUGAUGUAUGGAUUUUUGCAGUCAUACUUUAAGUGGGGUUUUGUAUGACGCAGUGGAGGGAAAUGCGAGAAGAGGUGAAAUUUUGACAUCAAGAUGUUUGGAGGAAAUGUACAGUUGUUAACUUUUAAAGGUGCAUUUAGCAAUCAGCUAUUUAGGAAAAGAUUUAUUGUACCAGAAUAGCCAAAGAGAGGAGAUUGAGCAGUCUCUGAGUUUUUGUUUUAUUUAAUUUUUUUCAUAAUAUUUGAGACUACUGUACUCUUACCCAGAGACCAAAUGUUUUCAAGCUGUAUAUACUGCCAUUUGUUAAUGGACUGUUUCUAGACAUUGCCGACGUUAGAUUUGAGUUUUUAUUAGUCAAGUUUGCAAUGUCAUUGUUCUUGCUCCUGUUGUAUAUCGUUUGGUUUGUUUCUAGACUGCCUUAUGUUUUGGAAGAUGUGUUAAACAGAUCCAUAAGUGCACCGUUGGAGCUUUAUUCCAGAUGACUUGCCUUCUGAUAAUGUUGCGUAGCUGUUGAGUGAGUUUAGACCAAUUACUACUAAAUGUGACAUUUGUGGCCUUGUUAGUUCUUUUUAUAGCUGGUUCUGAUGGUCCCUUUUUCACCCGAUUGUCUGAGAAGCCCCAAUUGGCUUUGUUACAUGAGGAGUUUCAAGUAACUUAAUUUCUUUUUAUUUAUUUUAUUGUAUUUAUAGAAAGCGUGUUUUUUGAUAAGGUUUGUAUCAAGUUUAAUAUAUUGAUUUUUCUCCCUGCUGCCCUCAUUUUGUACUGAAAAUAAACCCUGUUGGUAAACAUCA
This is a messenger RNA of Triplophysa dalaica, 2163 nucleotides long. RefSeq lists its product as uncharacterized. The record is from RefSeq and is a predicted model, not a curated record. Gene Ontology annotation, molecular function: metal ion binding; mRNA binding. Lineage: Eukaryota; Metazoa; Chordata; Actinopteri; Cypriniformes; Nemacheilidae. Bases 98 to 1279 code for a protein of 393 amino acids. The transcript has 2 exons.